CUUGUUACAGCUCUGUCAACCACAGCUUCCUGUUGGGGCUACUCAGCCCCACACCACAGCUCCCUAUUUCCCUCCCUGACACAGGGACUGGGACAGCUCUGCCCUCUGAGAAGCAGACAUGGUGCCCCUGCUGCUGCUGCCCCUGCUGUGGGGGGAGUCCCUGCAGAAGAAGGAAGGCUAUGAGCUCCAAGUGCAGGAAUCUGUGAGGGUGCAGGAGGGCCUCUGUGUCCAUGUGCCCUGCUCCUUUUCCUACCAGCGGAGUUCGUGGCUUUCCUUUAAUGAACUCUACACCUCCUGGUACCGGAGUGAGAACCACACAGACUACACUGAUCCUGUGGCUACAAACAACCAAUAUAAACAAGUGAAGAAACAGACUGAGGGCCGAUUCCUCCUCACAUACUCCAGGACCAACGACUGUUCCCUGAGCAUCAGAGAUGCCAGGAAGAGUGACACAGGAAGCUACGUCUUCCAAGUGGAGACUGGAUAUUAUGAGGAAUGUAUUUACCAAGAUAAGAAGCUGACUUUGCAAGUGACAGACCUGACACAGAAACCUGACAUCCACAUUCGGGGGCCUCUGGAGUCUGGCCACCCCACAAAGCUGAGCUGCAGCCUGCCAGGGUCCUGCAAAGGGGCAAGUCCUCUCAUCUACUCAUGGGUGGGGAGUGCUCUCAACUCUCUGAAUCCCCAGACCCUUCGCUCCUCUGUGCUCACCUUCACUCUGAAGCCCAGGGACCAUGGCACCACAGUCACCUGUCUGGUGACACUUGCAGGACCUGAGGUGACCACACAGGAAACCAUUCGACUCAAUGUGUCCUCAUUCGAGAUUCUGCAAAAUACCUCAUCCCUUCCCAUCCUGGAGGGUGAGGCUCUGCAGCUGCUCUGUGUGGCUGACAGCAACCCCCCUGCACAGUUGAGCUGGUUCCAGGGGUCCUCAGCCCGGAACGCCACCCCCAUCUCCAGCACUGAGAUCUUGGAGCUGCCCCGUGUGGGGACUGGGGAAGAAGGACAGUUCACCUGCCAAGCUCAGCACCCACUGGGCUCCAAAAAUAUCUCUCUCAGCCUCUCCGUGGUCUACCCCCCACAGCUGCUGGGGCCCUCCUGCUCCUGGGAGGACCAGGGUCUGCACUGCAGCUGCUCCUCCCGAGCCCAGCCGGCCCCCUUGCUGCGCUGGCGGCUGGGGGAGGGGCUGCUGGAGGAGAACGCCAGCGAUGCCUCCUACACCAUCACCUCCUACUCUGCGGGGCCCUGGGCCAACAGCUCCCUGAGCCUCUGUGCGGGGCUCAACACAGGCCUCAGGCUCAGCUGUGAGGUGAAGAACGUCCACGGGGCCCAGAGCGCCAGUGUCCUGCUGCUCCUGGCAGAGAAGUCGGUAUCUGCUUCCAGAGUAGUUCCUGCAGCUCUUGGAGGUGCUGGUGCCAUGGCCCUAGUAUCCCUGUGCUUGUGUCUCAUCUUCUUUUACAUAGUGAAAUUCCACAGGAAGCAAACAGAUGGGAGGCAAAGAGUCAUGAAUGAUGAAGACCCUGUCAUGGGAAUAGUCACCUGGGUGUGUGAUGGUUCCCAGCUAAACCUUGGGCCAGACGGGCCUCCAGACCUAGCGUCACCCACCAGGGAUGCCUCUCCAUUGAGAGAGGAACAGGAUAUCCAGUAUGCCAACCUCACCUUUCAUGGGAGGAAGCUGCAGGGGCCUCAGAACAAGAAGGCCACCACCAUCUGCCAGUACUCAGAGAUCAAGAAGAGAUGCCAGUGAGGACUUGCUGAGAGCUCCGUCCUAACUAGAGGCAUCACAGCCUCUCUAGGGGAAAGAAGUUGGGGACUAAUUGAUGAAACCUGAGGAGACCUCAUGCAACAUUAGCAUGAAUCACUGUAAGAGCAUCUGCAGGCAGAGCAGGAAGAAGAAAGGUGAUGGAAUUGGAGAGACUUGGGCUCAGGUGCAGACUUCAGCACUUCCUAAGGCAUUGCCUUCAAGUGAUUCACUUCAUUCCUCUGUCCUCAGUUUCCCAUUCUGUACAGUAGAGAUCAUACAUGCUACUGAAAGGCAGCUGUGAGCAUUAAAGAAAUCACUAGCAACAGA
Messenger RNA from Phyllostomus hastatus (greater spear-nosed bat), 2071 nucleotides. Its product is annotated as sialic acid-binding Ig-like lectin 5. Lineage: Eukaryota; Metazoa; Chordata; Mammalia; Chiroptera; Phyllostomidae. The coding region runs from base 119 to 1747 and encodes 542 amino acids. Gene Ontology annotation, molecular function: sialic acid binding. Gene Ontology annotation, cellular component: plasma membrane. Gene Ontology annotation, biological process: cell adhesion. The record is from RefSeq and is a predicted model, not a curated record. The transcript has 8 exons.